Molecule: messenger RNA, 411 nt
Organism: Gryllus bimaculatus (two-spotted cricket)
Lineage: Eukaryota; Metazoa; Arthropoda; Insecta; Orthoptera; Gryllidae
Source: the annotation of a GenBank genome assembly
AUGGGUGCGAGUUCAAGGAAGCCCCUCCGACAAUCCCUACACACGCGGCGCGAGGGUCAACGCCCUGGCGCCCACGUGCUAGUCACCGACGCCACCACCCUCAGUCUGGCAUGCGCCAGACACUGGCAACGGAGGACAACAGUCACCUCCCCAGUACGCAGAGAGCGCAGUCCUCUUCCACACAACCGCUCUCCGGAACACACGUCAUGCGCUCUUCCGGGCCCACCCCUCGCCCUCCUACCCCCUCUCCCAGGAUCGGGCUCGGCGCCGACGCGCAGCCAGUGGCAGACUGAAAUUCAGAAUGCAGUGAUGACCCGCGGAGCCCCGCGUAAAGAGGCCGUCUUUUGGGUUAUCCCCAGAACGCACUUUUUUUUCUUCUAUUUGUUCAGUCAGACGAGAAAGGUCCAUUGA